Molecule: messenger RNA, 1665 nt
Organism: Brugia pahangi
Lineage: Eukaryota; Metazoa; Nematoda; Chromadorea; Rhabditida; Onchocercidae
Source: the annotation of a GenBank genome assembly
AUGGGAACAAGGUAUGCUGGUGGACGUGAUGGGCGUAACCAACGCGGUACAGCGUAUAACGCUAACGGUAGGCAGUCCAGGCCUGUUCAACGCCUAUCGUUCCGACGUGAAAAUAGCAGUGAUCCAGAUGCCAAUCUAUCUUCUUUUUACAGAGAUCGCUUUGGUAGUCACUCUCCGGAAGAAUAUAUGAAUCUUCGCUUUUCGCAUUUUGACAACAAGAUUACGAAGGACGAAAUUAAAGAUAUUCUGGAGCGUGAAUUCCGUCGAUAUGCUCCAUUUGAGAUAAAAAUAGUGCGCAACCCUGGCGAUGAGCAACGUCUUGCUUACGUAAAUUUUGAACGCCCAGAGGCGGCGCGAACAAUUCGGCAUACGAUGUUACCAAGGUUGCAGAAAUUACUUGGAAAGCGACUUCAUCUCGAUCCCGCAGGCAUUAUCAGAGAUCAAGAAGGAAAGUAUAUUCCCGAUCGAUAUAAUCGAGCACUGCAAGCUGAACGGGAGCGUGAACGAAAGGAUCCCCUAAGAAGAAAAUCUCCCAACAGACGUCGUGAGGAGGGAGGAACAUGGAAUUUGAAAGAAGAUGACAAUGAUGCAACAAGAACACUUUUUGUGGGAAAUAUGCCAGCUGAUAUACGGGAGUCAGAAAUUCGUCGUGUUUUUGAAAAGUAUGGAAAAGUUGAAGAUGUUGAUAUCAAAACACCUCCAGAAACUAAUGCUGCAUAUGCUUUCGUACUUUUCCAGACUUUGGAACAGUCCAUGAAUGCAAAAGCCAAUGAACAUGACCGUCCAAUACGGCCAGGAACAACUCGUUGUAAAAUCGGAUAUGGGAAAUCACAGCCAUCAAAUCGUUUAUGGAUUGGUGGACUAGGACCGUGGACAUCUGCAGAAUAUUUGGCUAAGGAAUUUGAUCGAUAUGGGCUUAUUGAUCGGCUGGACUAUGAAGAAGGCGCUGACUUCGCGUAUAUACGGUUUACUGAUCAGAAUGCAGCAAUGGAUGCUUGUCGUGCCAUGAAAGGUUUUCCACUGGGUGGUAGAGAUAGAUGCAUCAUCGUUGACUUUGCCAAAGAUGACCAAAAAGAAGAUCGUAAAAGACGACGAAGCAUGUCUGCCGGGUCGAGAAAGCGCAACAAGGGUCCACGUACGCCACCUGAAAGUCCAAGUACACCAUCUGAUGGUGAAAUCGACACUAUUGAUGAGCUAGAACGAAGAAUUGCGCCAACGUGGCAAGGUUUCAUUAUCCUGAAAAAAACUGAGUACGCGAUUCGUUUGCAUCGUAUCUCUGGAACAGAACAUUUGCUUCAGAAAUUACUUCGUGAUCCGACAGAUGGUAGUGCACUGAGACUGCACAUUACUCAACGGUUGCCACUGAUUAGUCAGGAGGCACUUGAGGAGCGGUUAAUUCAUUCAUCAAAGAAACAACUUAGCUUAAUGGUUGCUGUAGCGUGUGAUAAACCUAUUCGGCCACUGGUUAAUUAUCUUUCCGAGAAAGAUGCUGCCGGUGUUGUAACUGUACCCAGCGGUGUAUUAUAUGUUUUUGCUGCUAGUAAUAUGGCUGAUCGAUUAAUUCAGGCUUGCGCACGCAACAUAACUUUAUUGACACCUGAAUGUGGUCAUCUGUUAUUUGCAUUGGCCCUAAAGGCCUCCCCUGAUACUCCUAAUGGGGGGUAA